Pygoscelis adeliae (Adelie penguin) is the source of this 731-nucleotide messenger RNA. RefSeq names its product COMM domain containing 7 (gene COMMD7). The transcript is spliced from 9 exons. NCBI's taxonomy places the organism in Eukaryota, Metazoa, Chordata, Aves, Sphenisciformes, Spheniscidae. Gene Ontology annotation, biological process: negative regulation of DNA-templated transcription; tumor necrosis factor-mediated signaling pathway. Bases 1 to 507 code for a protein of 168 amino acids. Gene Ontology annotation, molecular function: NF-kappaB binding. The record is from RefSeq and is a predicted model, not a curated record.
AUGGGGGCACCUUACCAGAACGGGAGGUCAAACUCUGGGACCAAUCAAUUCUCAGCGCUGACUGAAGUGCUCUUCCGCUUUCUAACGGAGCCCAAGGAGGUAGAAAGGUUUCUGGCUCAGCUCUCGGAUUUUGCCACCAUGAAUAAAAUCAGCUUGGGCCCCCUGAAAAACAUUGUCAAAAGUAUUCUUCUGGUACCUAAUGGUGCCCUGAAAAGGAAUUUGUCUUCUGAACAAGUCAGAGCAGAUUUUAUUGCUCUAGGCCUCAGUGAGGAGAAAGCCAGUUAUUUUGCAGAACAGUGGAAGGUGAAUUCCCCCACCCUAACACGCCUGGCUGUUGGUCAGACGCUGAUGAUUAACCAGCUGAUAGAUAUGGAGUGGAAGUUUGGAGUGACGGCUGGGAGCAGUGAACUGGAAAAAGUGGGAAGUAUCUUCUUACAGCUGAAGCUGGUGAUUAAGAAAGGGAGCCAAAUGGAAAACGUAUAUAUAGGCCUGCUCUUUCCCAGCUGACUCUAACACCCUGAUAAGAGAAGACAAGGCUGUGCAACAGGCAGUGGCGUCACGGCCCAGAAGGACCCAUCAAUCCUUCAGAACCUGAAACUUCAGCAAGUGUUUCGAAGCAGCUACAAGUCCACUCAUCUCUUUUUUUUAUACUAUUAUGAGAAAUUGCGGUCAGAAACAUGUGGAUACUUGUAUUAAAAUAGCAAAGAAAUAAACCCAUUCCCAUCCUGCUC